This is a messenger RNA of Stegastes partitus (bicolor damselfish), 5338 nucleotides long. It is a transcript of the gene gsk3ba, whose product is annotated as glycogen synthase kinase 3 beta, genome duplicate a. Gene Ontology annotation, molecular function: tau-protein kinase activity; beta-catenin binding; ATP binding. The coding region runs from base 739 to 2016 and encodes 425 amino acids. The transcript has 11 exons. Gene Ontology annotation, cellular component: axon; nucleus; cytoplasm. Gene Ontology annotation, biological process: cell differentiation; negative regulation of canonical Wnt signaling pathway; regulation of microtubule cytoskeleton organization. Lineage: Eukaryota; Metazoa; Chordata; Actinopteri; Pomacentridae. The record is from RefSeq and is a predicted model, not a curated record.
AAAAAAAGAAAUUCAGUAUCGUCGCAAUCUGUACCUAAAGACCAUCAUUUUGUGAGGAGCUCGCUGCCCCCGAGCCUCGGUGAAGACGCCGAAAUUUGACAGCGGCGUGGCCGGAUUUUGUGUCAGCGCACGGCCAGUGAAUUCGUUGUACGAGACUGUGGCAACUGGCAGAUUUUCCGUUGGACGGUCUGUAGGCUAGGGUAUAGCGAGGGAGCCGCCAUGGCAGUCGGAUCAUUGAGCCUCCACAUCGGGAUAUGAAGAGGAGCUGCAUGUGUCCCGAUUCAUCCAGAAAACGCCGCAUUUGUCUGUGAUCCCCGCCCGGAUCCCUGUCUGAACUCUUUGUGAAAUUGAUUCCAGAAAAAGAAAUCGCAAAAUUGUUUUUUUUUUUUUUUUUUUUAAACGAAGGGGGCCACAGGGAGAGGCCAGAUUCAUGACUAUUUUAGUCGGAGACGUGUCUUCAAAGGCCCGCUGAAAGAAAACCUGGAAUAUACGGAAGAAACGAUGCUCUGAUCGGCUCGUCUGCUGGGAAAGAAAGGGUAGUUUAUUAGGUGAUACGAAGCAGCGUGAAGGAUCGUGGGGCUAAAGGGAUCUCUUUCUCGCCUGUCCUCCCUGUGAAUUACGCUCAUAUUCAUUUACUGUCAUCCUUUUUGGAUGAGAAGGUUCGGCGAAUCGACCUGCCCUGCCGUUUAAGCGAGUCACAGUCUCCCGAGUCGAGAGAAUCUAAAAAGGGAUCGGAUCAUGUCGGGUCGGCCCAGGACCACAUCCUUCGCGGAGAGCUGCAAACCAGUGCCGCAGCCCUCCGCUUUCGGCAGCAUGAAAGUCAGCAGGGAUAAAGAUGGCAGCAAGGUAACAACAGUCGUGGCCACCCCGGGCCAAGGCCCCGACCGGCCACAGGAGGUGAGCUACACGGACACGAAGGUCAUCGGGAACGGCUCUUUCGGCGUCGUCUACCAGGCCAAGCUGUGCGACUCCGGAGAGCUGGUGGCCAUCAAGAAAGUGCUGCAAGACAAAAGGUUUAAGAACCGCGAGCUGCAGAUCAUGAGGAAGUUGGACCACUGCAACAUCGUCCGCCUGCGUUACUUCUUCUACUCCAGCGGAGACAAGAAAGAUGAAGUGUAUUUGAAUCUGGUUCUGGACUACGUUCCCGAGACGGUCUACAGAGUGGCCAGACACUACAGCCGAGCCAAACAGACUCUGCCCAUGGUUUAUGUCAAGUUGUACAUGUACCAGCUGUUCAGGAGCCUGGCGUACAUCCAUUCGUUCGGUAUCUGCCAUCGGGACAUCAAACCCCAGAAUCUGCUGCUGGACCCGGAGACGGCCGUGCUCAAGCUCUGCGACUUUGGCAGUGCUAAGCAGCUGGUCCGCGGAGAGCCCAACGUGUCCUACAUCUGCUCUCGCUACUACCGAGCCCCUGAGCUCAUCUUUGGUGCCACUGACUACACUUCCAGCAUAGAUGUGUGGUCAGCCGGCUGCGUACUGGCAGAGCUGUUGCUAGGACAACCAAUCUUCCCUGGUGACAGUGGAGUGGAUCAGUUGGUUGAAAUUAUCAAGGUUCUCGGCACCCCGACCCGAGAGCAGAUCCGUGAGAUGAACCCCAACUACACCGAGUUCAAAUUUCCCCAGAUCAAGGCACAUCCUUGGACUAAGGUGAGUCAACAGGUGUUUCGGCCACGCACACCUCCAGAGGCCAUCGCCUUGUGCUCCCGCCUGCUGGAGUACACACCGACGGCCCGGCUCACCCCUCUAGAGGCCUGCGCACACUCCUUCUUCGACGAGCUGCGCGACCCCAACGUCAAACUGCCCAACGGGAGAGAGAAGCCCUCGCUCUUCAACUUCACCACCCAGGAGCUAUCUAGUAAUCCCUCUUUGGCCUCCAUACUCAUCCCUGCUCACGCCCGCAGCCAGGCUGCCGCCUCCACCCCAACCAACGCCUCUGCCACCACAGAUGGCAGCAGCACAGAGCGAGGUCCCAGCACCACCACCGCCUCCGCCUCGGCCUCCAACUCCACCUCCUGAGCCCACAGACAAGACCGCCCGCCCUGCCCCGGUCUCAGCCCCAGCCCACAGCCUCUCCAUUGCCCCGGCCAGGGGGUGAGCUCUGCUCAGCUCUGCUCCGCCCCGCUCUCCUCCCCGACAGCAGCGGAGCGAUGCUGAAGCAGUCCGGGUUCAACAGCUAAACCAACUACCCCGUGCCACGACCACAAACCAAGCCCUUCCCCUGACCCGCCUCUUUUCUCUCCCCCUCUUCUCGCCGCCCUCAACUGGCCUCCUCAUACAGCUGUUUGAACUCUUCUCCAUCCUCCGUCAAAGACAUCUCUCCGUGCCCUUUUAGCGGGGAAAGCGAAGCGCAGGGCCAGAGGUGUUGUCAACUGUACUAUUGAUAAAAGUACACUGUACAUGUAUACACAAUGCUAGCCUGCUAAUGUUUGUAAGAGGACAAUCUGUAGAAAAGUCCUAAGCUGUUCACCUUGGCCUCCCCCUCUUGUCCUCCCCCCCUCCACAUUGUUCCAUUUUUCUGCAUCCUUUGACCUCUGACCUCCCACCUCGUGUCCCCUCCCUCCCCCCUCUCCCCCCCCUUCGGUUCCUUCUGUAGUGCAUGGCCUGAGUAUGGUAGGAUCACCUGGGGGUCGCCACGCCCCUCCCACCUCCACUUCCGCAGACAAGGCAUGAGGCUCACGCACGCGUAUACACACACACACACACACAGACACACACACUCAUGAACAGACACGCACACAUCCCCACACACAUGGAUGCAUGACGAUCCUGAUGUAUGUGGAAAGAAGCAGUCCACUCGGGGAGGGGGGUUAAUGUUUGGACAGUUAAUUUUUUUUUUUGUUUGUUUCUUUUGCCUGGGGUUGUUUUUAAAUGGUUAGCAAGCUGUUUUAUUCAACUUUAAUUUCUUUUUUUUUUUUUUUUUAACUCCUGGGUUUGAUUGCCAUGUAGAACGGAUGUGACAUGUAUCUGGUCCUGUGUGCUUGUAUAAUAUAUACAUACAAUACAAAACAAACAUGCAUACAUACACAGUUUAUAUAUUACUUUUCCUUAUGUAUAAAAAGUAUAUAUAGAUAUAUGUAUAUUAACUACAAUGGUUCAGAAAUCAUUUAUGGUGAGCUCAUAUCUGGCAGAGCAGUGGCAAUAUUUGCUGCUGCCUAAAGACAAUAGAUUUAGAUGAGGUGGUGUUUUUUUUUUUUGUUGUUUUAUUUUGUUCUGUUUUAUUCGCUGGAGUGUGGUUAGAUUCCAGCAGCCACUUCCCCCGUUCUCCUGUGUUGUCUGUAUCAAGGCUGUAGAUGGAUUUAGGGCAUUGCUCUAUUCCGCCCCGUCUUCGUACCGACUCUGUGACAGCGUCUAGACAAACAUGCUCUCCUCUCUGAAACCUCCCUUCCCCAUCUCUUUCUGUCUCUGUGAAGAAUUCAAGAUGAUUCAUUUUCACACUUUUUGGGGUUAUUUUUUUUCGACUCUUUCGAGAAGUCCCUCGAGGUGGUCUCUUGCACACACGCCGACCGCCUCAUUGUGUUGUGACCACUGACUGAAGUGUUAGCCUCUUAGCGCCGUUCCUCCUCCUCCUCCUCUUCCUCUUCCUCCACCUGCAGCACAUAGACCCACUCGGUACAGUCUGUCGAAAUCGUCUUAUUUACAGAGAAUACUCACUACAUUUAAAUGAAAAAAAGAAAAAAAAGAAAAAAAACGAGAAAAGAAAAUGAAAAAAAACAGAAUUUGUAUAUACAGUAUAAAUGCUCCUCACCAAAAUUAUGACUUGUAUGACUUGUAUGUUGUUUUUUAUGUUGUUAUGUUGAUUUUUUUUUCUCUCUUUUUUUUUUUUUUUUCCAUGUUGUGUUCAAGGUAUGUAUAUAUGCAGACCCAUGUACUGUUUAUGAGCAAAAACAAAGACGACAAAGGGUGGGGAAAGAAAUGAAAAAAACAAAACAAAAAAAAAAAACAAGAAUCAGGGCAAAACUGAUGUGUUUAUGGAUAUUGAUGAUGAUGAUGAUGAUGAUGAUGAUGAUCAGUUUUAUCCAGCCAUAUGUUCAAUCUUACCUGUACAGUACAGUAGAUGACAGCUGUAUUAUUGUAACAAGAACUAGUCAUGUAUAGUGUAACUAUAGUUUGGAGUGCCUUUGCUUUCAUACACCUUCGCCUUGUUUCCACCCUCACCCGGCCCACCACCACCACCAUCACCCCCCCAAUCCCCCCCUUCCUCACCCCGCCCGAUAUUGUGACUCUCCCUUUGGUGCUGUUGAAUGUCCUGCUAUCCUGCAACACACAUGCUCCCCUUCACACUCUUCCACUUCAGCCCCCUUCCACUCGCACAUCUCCCCCCUCCUCCCACCCUCCUUCCCCUUUUUCAUUGCACACUUAAUGUAAUAUACAGACGUUAAUUGUAAGGAUAUUUUUCCUUAACUGAAGAUACAGUAGACAAGUGUUUAUUUUAAUAGAUGUUUUAUCUCGGACACACAUGUAACACCGCGGUCCUCCUCGCACGGACUCCGGGGUAUGAAGUGGGGGUGGGUGGGGUGUUGUGGAUGGCAGCAGGGGGGUUUUAAAAAAGAAUACAAAAAAAAUAAUAAUAAUAAUGAAAAGGCCUCAUAUACUGUAUAUAUACAAUACAGUACGGUUUCUGUAUUACUCACAGUGUUGGUUCUGUUACCAAAGCCAAACUAUGAUGUAGUUGUGAUGAGUCAUCCUCAGAGGCAAUAACUCUCUUCUUUCUCUCUCUGUCUCUCUCUGGAUAUUUCGUUGUUUCUCUGUCCUCUUGCUUGUUUCUCCUCCUGGUCUGCAUAUUUCGGGGGUGGAUUCAGUAGCACCUAAAGGGGUCGAGUCAUGUAGCCUUUUUCUCUCCUGUCUCCUGCUUGCUGUAAUUUUGCAUUCAUAAACGUGUUGCUACCCUCCACCAGAAGGUUUGACCACUUCACCCCUUACCCCCCGACUCCAGUUCAAUAAAGACACCACAAUGGUUACCAAAAAAAAAAAAAAAAAAGGAUUAAAGCGAGUAUAUAUACUAGUGUCACACGUUAUACUGGCAUAUAUACUGGUUGAACAUGCUAACUGGGUUAAACUGGGGUUAAAGAAAAGAAAAAUCUAAGAAAAUACUACAAAAACAUCCUGUAUAACAGUACUACUACUACUUGAAUGCCUCUGUUUGUGACUGAAAUUUUUAUUUCAUUUGUUUGUUUGUUUGUUUUUUUUGUUCUUUUUUUUUUUUUUUCCUUUUGUUCUGUGAAGGUAUGCUAAAUGUGCGCCUCUGUAAAUAUUCCCUCUGCGUGCUCCGAGGAAUAGUUCCCUGGUACUGUAAUUUGCAUUAAAUAAAGAGUAGGAUAGCCUUGAAAUGAUCAAGAAA